Molecule: messenger RNA, 1986 nt
Organism: Rhincodon typus (whale shark)
Lineage: Eukaryota; Metazoa; Chordata; Chondrichthyes; Orectolobiformes; Rhincodontidae
Gene: wnt10a
Product: wingless-type MMTV integration site family, member 10a
Exons: 4
Coding region: 362-1573 (403 amino acids)
Biological process (GO): neuron differentiation; cell fate commitment; multicellular organism development
Cellular component (GO): extracellular region
Molecular function (GO): frizzled binding; cytokine activity
Source: RefSeq, a predicted model, not a curated record
UCAGAUUCUCACUCACAGCAGGAGUCGAAACCCAGAGAGAGGGGGCUGUCAGGGAAGGCUUGGUGAUAGAACCCAUAGACAAUUCAGCAGUGAGUGAGAGAGAGACACACACACACACAGAGGGAAACUGUGAUCCCUUUGAAAUUCACUGAGAACUGAGUGUCUGAAGCGAGAUUUAGAACUUGAAGUGGAUUUCAGUCUGAGAAUCCUGAGGGUGCGGAGGGUGAGAACCAUUCCCCGCCUCAGGAGUGAGGAGGGAACUGAUAGGAAAUGAGCUGGGCUCGGUUUGGAGGGAGUUGUGUCUGAGUGUGAGCUUUUCACUUGGCCCGUGGCAGUGUGUUCCCAGGCUGAGUUGCUGAAGAUGCUGGCGCUGUGCGUCUCUCCUUCUGCCAUCGUCCUCCUCUCCUUUACCUUCUGUCUGCACAGGGUUUGGUGUAACGAAAUCCUUGGCCUGAAGAUCCCAGUGGAUCCCGUCCUGACCGCAAACACCGUGUGCCUCACCCUCUCAAGCUUGACCCGCCGUCAGUUGGAAGUCUGCAUGAGGAAUCCCGAUGUGACAGCUUCUGCCAUCCAGGGAAUCCAGAUUGCCAUCCAUGAGUGCCAGCACCAGUUCCAGGACCACAGGUGGAACUGCUCCAGCUUGGAGACUAAGAACAAGAUCCCUUAUGACAGUGUAAUCUUCAGCCGAGGUUUUAAGGAGAGCGCGUAUGCUUACGCCAUUGCUGCAGCGGGGGUAGUUCACGCCGUUUCCAAUGCCUGCAGCCUGGGCAAGCUGAAAGCCUGCAGCUGUGACGACAAACGGAGAGGUGAUGAGGAGGCUUUCCGGCUCAAACUCAACCGGCUCCAGCUGGAGGCGCUGAACCGGGGCAAGGGCAUGGUGCAUGGGGUACUCGAACCCCUUCCCACUGACCUGCCGGGACCCCAGGACUCCUGGGAAUGGGGAGGCUGCAGCCCUGAUGUGGAGUACGGUGACAAGUUCUCCAGGGACUUCCUGGAUUCCCGGGAAACCUACAAGGAUAUCCACUCGCGCAUGAGGCUCCACAACAACAGGGUAGGCCGGCAGAUGAUCGCAGACAACAUGAAGAGGAAAUGCAAGUGCCACGGCACAUCUGGGAGCUGCCAGCUGAAAACGUGCUGGCAGGUGACCCCCGAAUUCAGGAUGGUGGGCAGCAUGCUGAAGCGCAAGUUCUACAACGCCACCCUGAUCAAAGCCCACAACCGCAACACGGGGCAGGUCGAGCAAAGCCAACCCCAACCCCAACACCAACAACAACACCACCACCACCACCACCACCCACACCGGAGGAAAUCCAAUGCCGGAGAGCUGGUCUUCUUCGAGGAAUCCCCCAAUUUCUGCGAGAGCGAGCCCGGUCUGGACUCAGCGGGCACACGAGGGCGGAUCUGCAACAAGACCAGCCCCGGCCUGGACAACUGCGAGAGCCUGUGCUGUGGCCGGGGUCACAACAUCCUGCGACAGACGCGCACGGAGAGGUGCAGCUGCAAGUUUCAUUGGUGCUGCUAUGUGGCAUGUGAGGAGUGCCGAGUGACAGAGUGGGUCAGCGUGUGCAAAUAAACCGGCAGCACACUUGUCACAGGAGAUACGAACUCAGAAAACACACCCACACACACACACACCCACACACACACACACACACGCGCGCACACACACACACACACACACACACACACACAACAGAGUGGGAACGCUUCAACUUAAAUGAGAGGGCACAGUUCAGCCAAAGAAGCUGUUGGAACCUACACUUCUGCACUGCUGCGGAAGUUUGCAACACUUACAGGGACAAACUCCCUUCCUCUAGUGAGGCAGAAUCACGUUUUUUUUUGGAGUUUCCUGGGAAUCUCUGCCAUCUCUCGUUUUUUUUUUAUUCCGUCUCAACUCGACUUGAACGUUUGACAGACUCGGAGGAUGCUCGUGAAAUUGACAGACUCAGGAACUUCUUCAAAAACUUUGCCAACUCAACUAAAGUU